Messenger RNA from Pygoscelis adeliae (Adelie penguin), 492 nucleotides. It is a transcript of the gene ADAT2, whose product is annotated as adenosine deaminase, tRNA-specific 2. Gene Ontology annotation, molecular function: tRNA-specific adenosine-34 deaminase activity; zinc ion binding. Gene Ontology annotation, cellular component: cytoplasm; nucleus. The transcript is spliced from 5 exons. The coding region runs from base 1 to 384 and encodes 127 amino acids. Gene Ontology annotation, biological process: tRNA wobble adenosine to inosine editing. Lineage: Eukaryota; Metazoa; Chordata; Aves; Sphenisciformes; Spheniscidae. The record is from RefSeq and is a predicted model, not a curated record.
AUGACGAAACCAGCUACUCGACAUGCAGAAAUGGUGGCAAUCGAUCAGGUCCUUGACUGGUGCAAGCAACACAACAGAGAUUAUACAGAAGUGUUUGCACACUCAGUAUUGUAUGUCACUGUAGAGCCUUGUAUCAUGUGUGCAGCUGCCGUGCGCUUGAUGAAAAUUCCACAGGUCGUAUAUGGCUGUCGAAAUGAGCGAUUUGGAGGCUGUGGCUCAGUUUUGAGCAUCUCAUCUGAUGAUAUGGUAGACACAGGAGAACCAUUUGAAUGCAUUUCUGGCUAUCGUGCCAAAGAAGCAGUGGAAAUGUUAAAAGCUUUCUACAGACAAGAAAAUCCCAACGCCCCAAAAUCAAAAGUACGGAAAAAGGACCAUCGUAAUUAGCCCUACGCUGAUGGGAGACAGAAACUUACCAAAAAAUGAUACGUGAAGGUUUCUUCAGCGUCCUUCUUUUUUAAAAUGUACAGUCCAAUUAAACUAUGUCUAGUGUUC